AUGUCUCUCGCAUGUGACAUCCUGCUGACUGUCACGCAGAGUCUAUCCACAAUCGUCAACAUGAUAGUCUUCGUCUGUGUCCCAGCCUGGGGAGAAUGGGUAGCCUAUACGGCUUGGGGACUCUGGAUGGCAGACGCAAUCCUCUCCUUACUCUGCGCUCUAUAUCUCCCGUUCCUCCUCAUCAAAAAGACAGAAAAGACACCGCUCUCGGCAAUAACAGCACUCCUCCUAUUCCCCGUAAUCGCUCCCGUCGUCGCCUCCGCCACCGCUGGUGUCAUCUCGGGCUCCAUCCCUAAUCCCCAACAAGCCCUCGCCACCGUCAUCAUCGGCUAUGUCCUCUGGGGCCUCGGCGUGCCGUCGUCCAUGUUCAUCCUCAUCCUCUACUUCCAGCGUCUAGCCAUCCACAAACUCCCACCCCGAGAAGUCAUCGUCAGCUGUUUCAUCCCCCUGGGUCCCUUGAACAUGGGUAGCUUUGCCAUCAUGAAGCUAGGCCAGGUCGCGAUGGAAGUAUUUCCGCAGACUAAAACCGUCCAUCCACUCGCCGGCGAUCUGGCCUAUAAUCUAGGCGUACUCUUGUCUCUGGCCAUGUGGGGAUUUACUUUGCUGUGGUUAUUCCUGGCUGUCGCAGCGAUUUAUCAUUGCAAAUAUUUUCCUUUCAAUAUGGGCUGGUGGGGAUUUACGUUUCCAAUCGGUACAUUCGCUCUAUCGAGUAAUGUCCUUGCAAUAGAAAUCCCAUCGAGAUUCUUCAGGGUUAUUGGAUCCAUGACGUCGAUCUGUGUUUUCCUGCUCUGGCUUCUCGUCUCUGCCGCCACGAUACGAGAUUUAAUUACUGGGGGAAAGAAGCUUUUCAAUGCACCGCCUUCGGCUGACCCUGUUACAAAAUCUUCAGAACAAUUAGAAGAUACGGGUGAAAAACUAGCCUGA
This is a messenger RNA of Rhinocladiella mackenziei CBS 650.93, 924 nucleotides long. RefSeq lists its product as uncharacterized. Gene Ontology annotation, molecular function: sulfite transmembrane transporter activity. The record is from RefSeq and is a predicted model, not a curated record. The transcript has 4 exons. Gene Ontology annotation, cellular component: plasma membrane. Gene Ontology annotation, biological process: sulfite transmembrane transport; transmembrane transport. NCBI's taxonomy places the organism in Eukaryota, Fungi, Ascomycota, Eurotiomycetes, Chaetothyriales, Herpotrichiellaceae. The coding region runs from base 1 to 924 and encodes 307 amino acids.